ACCAGUGCAGCAUGUGGGCAGUAGGGAGUUGGUUACCAGUUAAACCUGAAGAGUUAAACUUGAAAAACCGGAAAGCAGCAAGUAAUAGCGUCUUACUAUGGAGCACAGGUUUGUCCAGGCUGUUGUCUUUUUCAACCUGAGCCGGAACCACUGUUAUUUCGCCAUUAAACUGUUCGUCAUGCCCGGAGACUCCGUCAACUUUAACCUUCUCCACCAGACCUGUAAACUGGUGGUGCUGCUGUGUCUGCUCCACAUCUCCGUCACUCUCGUCUUUUACAUUCGUUCAUUGGACAUCAGUGCUCUGUUCGUCCAGAACCAGCAGUCUGGUUAUGCUGUCAAACCACCGAACUAUGGCAGACCCGAACCCAAAGGCGGGAGAGAGGAGCCCGCGAUUGUUGAGCCAGAGCCGCAGAUUAAAGACGAACAGAAGUCCACGGAACCGGAGGUGGAGCCGCCCGCGAAGGCGCAAGAGAAAUGCCCAGAAACAUCACCUGUGCUCGUGGGUCCUCUGCGAGUGGAGUUCAACACUCCGGUGAAUCUGGAGCAGAUAAAAAGCGACAAUCCCAAUGUGCAGCAUGGUGGACGCUUCAAACCCAAAGAUUGUGAGGCGCUGCAGAAAGUUGCUAUCAUCAUCCCCUUUCGCAAUCGAGACGAGCACCUGAAGUACUGGCUGUACUACCUGCACCCCAUCCUGCAGAGGCAGCAGCUGGACUAUGGAGUCUACGUCAUCAACCAGGAUGGAGACCAGGUCUUCAACCGAGCCAAGCUGCUCAACAUUGGCUUCGCAGAGUCUCUGAAGGAGUACGACUACAACUGUUUCGUCUUCAGCGACGUCGACCUGAUCCCCAUGGACGACCGCAACACCUACAAGUGCUUCAGCCAGCCCCGGCACCUGUCUGUGUCCAUGGACAAGUUUGGCUUCAGGUUACCUUACAAUCAGUACUUUGGUGGCGUUUCUUCCCUGAGUAAAGAACAGUACUUGAAGAUCAACGGCUUCCCCAACAACUACUGGGGCUGGGGCGGAGAGGACGACGAUAUCUACAACAGGGUGGUGUCCAAAGGCAUGUCCAUCUCCAGACCCAGUGGGGAGGUGGGAAAGUGUCGAAUGAUCAAACACGACAGAGACAAACAGAACGACCCUAACCCUCAGAGGUUCGACCGGAUCUCCCACACCAGAGAGACGAUGCACAAAGAUGGGAUCAACUCUCUGUCCUAUAAAGUGGUGAAGGUAGACAAGUUUGACCUGUUCACCAAAAUAACAGUGGACGUGGGUAAACCGUGACGACCACCGGGACCAGAGACAAACUGUGACGACCGCUGGGACCAGAGACAAACACAGUUGCAACCUUUGACACUUGAAUCUCUCUGCUCUGGUCCAGACGAUUGGACUCGAUAGACUCUGCUGUUUCUUUGUUUUACAGACUGAAGGUUUGUGUUGUAUGUUUUCUCCUCGGGAACGUGAGAACUCCCCUCUGAUUGGAUGCUGCAACCAAUCAGCUGCCUCCACCUGAUGGGCAGAUGAAAUUGCUGCAACAAAUGCCGAACACAACUUCAGUCAGUGGAGCAAAUAUUGUGGCUGCUUGGGCUGAAUUGGUGACUUGUGGUUAAUUAGCUGUUUGGGUUUUGAUCUGGUCUGGGUUCUGGUUUUGAUAUGUUGAUCCUGGCUUUGUUCAGAUCUAGAACGCAAGGGAGCUAAAAUAAGUCAUAAAAUCUCACUGAGCUCUCAACCAUGUCUCCUGGACGUCCACAGCUCUGACCAGUGGGUCCAGUCCAGCAGCGCCCUGUUAGUUUACAGCUCAGGUGUCUGUGAUUCUGCAUCUUCACGGUGAACAUGUUCCAACGACUGCACAAAACCAGAUUUAGCAGCGCUUGAGCUGAGAGAAAAGACUCCGGCUCACCUGUUCAAAGACCAGGACACGAACCAGCUCUAAACCUGUGUGUGUACUUGUUUUUCCUGCAAUGUGUUUUCUAGGCUUGUGUUAGAACCAAAUUAAGUCCUGAGUCUAAAAGGUUCAGAGCUGCUGCUGACUAUCAUUGAUGAAUUGUAUGUUUUCUUAUCAGCUGUUGGCGCCAAAGACUUUAUUUAAACUUUUCAUUGUAAUUAUUAUUGACACCUUGGUCCAGUCUGGGUGAAACAAAUAUUAGCAGCCGUGUGUGCAUGUUUCUGUCUGCAGACCAAAAUAAUCUUCGUAGUUUUGUCUGAGUCACUUUUAAAUGUGCCUUAAAUGAGCCCAGUGUAAAUGCUGUGACUGGUUAAACCAGUGUGUAACAUGGAUGAUGAAAAUAA
Molecule: messenger RNA, 2287 nt
Organism: Betta splendens (Siamese fighting fish)
Lineage: Eukaryota; Metazoa; Chordata; Actinopteri; Anabantiformes; Osphronemidae
Product: beta-1,4-galactosyltransferase 1-like
Exons: 6
Coding region: 98-1282 (394 amino acids)
Biological process (GO): carbohydrate metabolic process; protein N-linked glycosylation
Molecular function (GO): beta-N-acetylglucosaminylglycopeptide beta-1,4-galactosyltransferase activity; cytoskeletal protein binding
Source: RefSeq, a predicted model, not a curated record